AUGAGGACGUUGAUGCUAGUCAGUGAAUGGAAUGCUCUUCAUCGAGUAGAAUGGGAGCAUCCAGAAAUAGCUGAAUCUUUUUGGGUUGAAGUGUCCGAAAACAAAAAUGCCUUGGAUGAAAAUCGGUUUGAAAGGAUAUCUAAAUUAGCACUAGCUCUUCUUUCGCUACCAUUUUCCAAUGCUGCUGUGGAAAGAGCAUUUUCACUUGCAAAUUUUAUUAAAAAGAAGUUGCCAAACCGACUAGCAAUUAGUAGUGCAGAUUCCAUAAUUAGACUGCGGUUCCAUCUUAUGAACAAUGGUUGUAUCAGUUUUGUGCUAAGUGAAAAUAUAUUAAACAAAUUUAAUGCUAAUAUGUAUAAUACUAAUAAGGAAAAUCGAGAAGAAAAUGAAGCUAUAUUGAAUAUAUUUGCCGAAAUUAAUAAUUAA
Psylliodes chrysocephalus is the source of this 426-nucleotide messenger RNA. The record is from the annotation of a GenBank genome assembly. Lineage: Eukaryota; Metazoa; Arthropoda; Insecta; Coleoptera; Chrysomelidae.